AGUAGAUUUCUAAACAUGCUGAAAAGAAAUUCCGACACUAUAAUUCAGGAUAUCGCUCGCCGCUGGAAGGAAUCUGAAGCGCGUAUCAAAGAGACAGAGGAUCUGCUGACCAGCGUUAAAUAUGAGGAACGAUCACUAGAGGAAGAUCGCCUGGAGAUACUUGGUGAACUGCUCGAUAAGGCCGCCCAGUCAUUUGAAAUUUUUGAUGAGCAUGAGCAUCGCAAAAUCCCGUAUGGACAUCGCAUUGUCCUGGAAGUGCGCUUGCUGACGGUUUUCAAUGAUGCGGUUGACCUGAUUUUCAAAAUUAUUGGAGAAUUUGACAAACUCAAGGGGGAUCAAAUCGGAGUAAACGAUGAACGCGAUCAACUUCGUUAUGAAAUCCGGUACUGCGAUGCCGUGUAUACGGAGGUGCAUGAACGUUUUUUGAAGUCUUAUUUGGAGAUGGAAUGGUAG
Molecule: messenger RNA, 453 nt
Organism: Gongylonema pulchrum
Lineage: Eukaryota; Metazoa; Nematoda; Chromadorea; Rhabditida; Gongylonematidae
Source: the annotation of a GenBank genome assembly